AAAACUGCUGGAUGUUUGGUUGCAAAUUCAUCAAGAUUAAAAUGAACCAGGCAAAACAACCGGCUUUGGGAAUUAGCAAUAAUUUUACUGAAAUGUAAAGACGAUGAAAAUGCUGAAAAUACAUACAAAUGUUUGUAGAACAAAAUCAGUGCGUGAGAAAGAAGCUUUAGUUGACUGUGAUGUAUAUCUCAGCGAGUUAAACCAUUUAAUUAACCAAAAACCUCCAAAAGCAGAUCCAUCAGUUCAGCAGUCAAGGAAACAAUAAAGGCACAUGUGAGUUAGCUGGAAUAAGACAAUUAUCAUACUCACUAUCCACCGAUCAGCCAUAACAUUAUGACCACUGACAGGUGAAGUGAAUAACUCUGAUUAUCUCGGUACAUUAGCACCUGUCAGGGUGUGGAGUAUCUGAGUGACAAGGGCCAAACUGUGAUGGCUGACGACCGGGUCAGAGCAUCUCCCAGACAGCAGGUCUUGCUGGGUGUUCCUGGUCUGCAGUUGUUAAUACAUAUCAACAGUUGUCUAAAGAAGGAAACACAGUGAACUGGCGACAGGAUCAUGGGCACUGAUGGUUAAUUGCAUAUGGGGAACAAAGGUAAACCUGUGUUGUCUGAUCCCACAGAAGAGCUACUAUGGCACAGAUUGCUGGAGAACCUAAUGCUGGUUCUGGUAGAAAGGUGACAAUGUCCAGUGCAUGGCAGCUUACUGUGUAUGGGGCUGCGUAGCCUCAGACCGGUCAGAGUGCCCAUGCUAACCACUGUCCACCACCGAAAGUGCCUACAAUGGGCAUGUGAGCAUCAUAACUGGACCACAGAGCAGUGGAAGAAGGUGAAUUGCAUUUUCUUUUACAUCAUCUGGACGCCCGAGUGUGUGUGUCACUUGCCUGUGGAAGAGAUGGGACCAGGAUGCACUAUGGGAAGAAGGCAAGCAGGUUUUGGGCAAUGUUCUGCUGGGAAACACUCCGUCCUUUCAAGUGGAUGUUACUUUGGCAUGUACCACCUGCCUAAACACUACUGCAGACUAAGUACACCCCUUCAUGGCAGCGGUAUUCCCUGAUGGCAGUGGCCUCUUUCCGCAGGAUAAUGUGUCGCACUGCAAAAAUGGUUCAGGAACAUGACCACAAAGUUCAAGGUGUUGACUUGGCCUCCAAAUUCCCCAGAUCUCAAUCCAAUUAAAUACAGUAUCUAUGGGAUCCAUGGGGGCCUCACCUCGCACCUUACAGGACUUAAAGGAUCUGCUUCUGACAUCUUGGUGCCAGAUACCAGAGGACACUUUCAGAGGUCCUGUGGAGUCUGUGCCUCAACAGAUCAGAGCUGUAUUGGCAGCAAAAGGGGGACCUACACAAUAUUGGUCAGCUCUUGUGUGCGAGUGUGCCCUCCAAGCUGUGAUGGCAGCCGUUAGAGCUCCUGGUCCUGGGGCCGCAGCCUGUACAACAAAGGUGGAGCUGCAGAUCUCCUGUGACAACCUGCUCGACAGGGACACAUUCUCAAAGUCUGAUCCUCUUUGUGUGCUUUUUAUGAGCAGCUCAGGGUCCCACUGGUGCGAGAUUGGCCGGACAGAGAAGAUCCAGAACUGCCUUAAUCCCAAAUUUUCAAAGACUUUUGUCAUUGAUUACUACUUUGAGAUGGUGCAGAAGAUGAAGUUCAGUGUGUAUGACAUUGACAGUGCCAAUUGCAGUUUGCAUGACGCUGAUUUCCUGGGAGAAAUGGAGUGUACCUUGGGACAGAUUGUGUCCUCAAGGAAACUAACAAGACCGCUGGUCAUGACGGACAAAGCAGCUGCAGGAAAAGGAACCAUUACUAUAUGUGCAGAAGAACGAACAGACAACAGGGUGGUGGAAUUGGAUGUUGCAGCUAGAAAACUGGAUAAAAAGGAUUUCUUUGGCAAGUCCGAUCCUUUCCUGGAAUUCUACAAGCAGACAGAAAGUGGGUGGCAGCUGGCUCACAGGACAGAGGUGGUGAAAAACAACCUAAACCCAGUUUGGAGACCGUUCCGUAUCCCGCUGCAGUCGCUUUGUGUUGGGGAUGUGGAGAAAUCUAUAAAGAUAGAUUGUUAUGACUACAACAACAGUGGAUCUCAUGAGUUGAUCGGGUCCUUUCAGACCACACUUUGCCAAAUACUGGAGGCUUCAAAAGCGUAUGCGGCUGAGUUUGAAUGCAUCAAUAGCAAGAAGAAAGAGAAGAAGAAAAGCUACAAAAACUCUGGGGUUAUCAUUAUUAAACAGUGCAAGAUAGUGAAGGAGUACACUUUUCUGGAUUACAUAAUGGGCGGCUGUCAGAUGAACUUCACUAUUGCCAUUGACUUCACAGGUUCCAACGGAGAUCCCACCUCUCCUCUGUCCCUUCACUACAUCAACCCUCAAGGCUACAAUGAAUACCUGGCAGCUAUCUGGGCAGUGGGUAAUGUCAUCCAGGACUAUGACAGUGACAAGAUGUUCCCUGCUUUUGGUUUUGGAGCCCAGAUCCCUCCUACAUGGCAGGUUUCCCACGAGUUCCCCAUCAACUUCAACCCAUCAAAUCCUUUUUGUGCAGGUAUAGAGGGUGUGGCAUAUGCCUACCAGCAGUGUCUACCUCAGGUGAAGCUUUACGGCCCCACAAACUUUUCCCCAAUCAUUAACCACGUAGCCCAGUUCGGAAGACGAGCCAUGCAGCAGCAAAGUGCUUCUGAAUACUUUGUUCUGCUCAUCAUCACUGACGGAGUGAUCACAGACAUGGAUCAGACCCGCAACGCCAUCGUCAGCGCCUCUCGUCUGCCCAUGUCUAUCAUCAUAGUUGGGGUAGGGGGAGCGGACUUCAGUGCCAUGGAAUUCCUGGAUAGCGACAAUGGAAUUUUACGCUCUGCUACGGGCGAGGCAGCCAUGCGGGACAUCGUUCAGUUUGUGCCAUUCAGGCAGUUCCAGAAUUGUCCUCAAGAAAUGCUUGCUCAGAGUGUCUUGGCUGAAGUUCCAGGCCAGGUGUUGAGCUUCUUUAAUACCAUGAGUUUGAGGCCACUCCACAGUGACACACCUCUCCCUGACCCUGCGCCAUCAGCACCCCCCCAGUGAUAUAUCACGAGGAUCAGCUUUGCUUGACGGUGUACCCUGGCAUCUCCAAAUGUCCAUUCAUAUCUUAUCUGGAUUAAUGGAGGCGAGUUUCCUUUUAUUCUGAAAUUGAAUAUUUGCAGUUCCUUUUGAAGGUGUAUUAUUAAUCCACUGCCAUAUAGUACAUAGCAUGCAGCAUGCUGUCAUGUUGCACUUAUUAAAAACUAUGUACCAAUAGUACAGUAAAAAGCCAUAGUAGGAUGCAUAUGGUCACAUUUCUUAAAUACUUAAGGUGCUGGUUAUGACUUUGACUUCAAUGCUAGAAUUGAUAAGAUUUUAUAAUUUCUUAAUUUACUCUUUUGUUUAUGGAAUUAAUUGAAACAGGUGCGAUUUGACUCAAGUUCUUUUGUGGAACAGUUAAGGCAGCUAAUUACAGCCAUCUCAUUUGUCUGUCAGAAACUACAUGAAAGGGGUCCAGUACUUAUUGUGUUCUUCAUGUUUCUGCUAAAAUUUCAUCUUGUAUCUCUAAAUUACAGUGAACACUUGUUUGAUGAAGCGUAAAUCUCCACUGAAAUCGUGGAUCAUAGUCAAACCUAUGGUUUUAACAAAUACAAUUCAGGAACACUUCAGCAGCGUUUACAUUUGAGACUUUACUGGAUAAAUAAAUUUUGUAGAGCAAAUCAGACAAAUGUAUAUUACACAAUAUAUAUACUCUUGCUAUUUUGUACUUUUGUCAGUUUCUUUUUUGAAAUGUGAUUUCACAUUUGACGUGCCUGCACAUGACUGUCGCACAAGAAUCCUUAGGAGUGAGUAACUAUCAUCACUGGAGAUGUUUUCAUCUGUGUACAAUACAAGUUUACUAUGUCUUAAGUAGUAGUAAAACUUCUACUUUACUGACUGUUAUGAAAAUGACUCCACUAAUUUCACUGUGUGCAUUUAUCACCAUAACAUUUCUUUAUGCAAUAUAUUCGCCUUUGUCACACAGCAUAAUUUUAUGUUUUGUGUCAGUUAUGUGCAGUGUGUGAAAAUAACUACAAAAUAGUCGGCUUUUGCUUGAAAAAUCUUUGUCAAAUUAAUUUAUUACUAGAAAUAUCUUUUUUUAUCUUGGUGCCAUUGCCUUUGUCAUAACA
Molecule: messenger RNA, 4146 nt
Organism: Monopterus albus (swamp eel)
Lineage: Eukaryota; Metazoa; Chordata; Actinopteri; Synbranchiformes; Synbranchidae
Product: copine-3-like
Exons: 16
Coding region: 1184-3040 (618 amino acids)
Biological process (GO): cellular response to calcium ion; ERBB2 signaling pathway
Cellular component (GO): plasma membrane
Molecular function (GO): calcium-dependent phospholipid binding; nucleic acid binding; receptor tyrosine kinase binding
Source: RefSeq, a predicted model, not a curated record